GCAGCCGCUCGGUCGCGGUAGCAUCGCCAGUCUCCCGGGUCACCGGCAGCAGCGGCCCCAGGGGGGAGGGCGGCGGCGGCGGCGUCGGCAAUCGUCCUCGGGCGGAGAGCGCAGCGCACCUCCGGCAGGGUGGCCAAGAUGCAGCCCGUGUACCAGGACGCCAAACCCAACCCUUUGCAAAACGCUAAUCUUUGCUCCCGUAUAUUCUUUUGGUGGCUAAAUCCCUUAUUUCAAAUUGGUCAUAAACGGAGAUUAGAAGAAGAUGAUAUGUAUUCAGUACUUCCUGAGGAUCGUUCAAAAGCACUUGGAGAAGAAUUGCAGGGGUACUGGGAUAAAGAAGUUCUAAGAGCAGAAAAAGAAGGCAGAAAGCCUUCUUUAACCAAAGCAAUCAUAAAGUGUUACUGGAAAUCCUAUUUAAUUUUGGGUAUUUUUACCCUGAUUGAGGAAAGCACCAAAGUAGUGCAACCAAUAUUUUUGGGGAAAAUUAUUGAAUAUUUUGAACACUCUGACUCCCCUAACAAUGUAUCUUUGAAUUGGGCCUAUGGCUAUGCUGCUGCUUUGUCCUUCUGUACUCUAAUUUUGGCCAUAUUGCAUCAUCUAUAUUUUUAUCAUGUACAGUGUUCAGGAAUGAAACUUCGAGUAGCCAUGUGCCAUAUGAUUUAUCGGAAGUCACUUCGUCUUAGUAAUGCUGCCAUGGGAAAAACAACUACAGGUCAAAUAGUGAAUCUUCUCUCCAAUGAUGUGAACAAGUUUGAUCAGGUGACAAUAUUCUUGCACUUUUUAUGGGCUGGUCCACUUCAGGCCAUAGCAGUUACUGUCCUUCUCUGGCUAGAAAUAGGAGUAUCAUGUCUUGCGGGAAUGGCAGUCCUGCUGAUCCUCCUGCCUUUACAAAGCUGCGUUGGGAGACUGUUUUCCUCCUUAAGGAGCCAGACUGCUGCUUUCACAGAUGUCAGAAUUAGAACCAUGAAUGAAGUUAUAAUGGGCAUAAGAAUAAUAAAAAUGUAUGCCUGGGAAAAGCCAUUUGCAGAGCUUAUUACACAUCUCAGAAGGAAGGAAAUUUCCAAGAUUCUUAAAAGUUCCUACCUCAGAGGAAUGAAUUUGGCAUCCUUCUUUGUUGCAAGCAAAAUAAUUGUAUUUGUUACUUUUACCACUUAUGCACUCCUUGGAAAUACUAUCACGGCCAGUCGAGUAUUUGUUGCUGUGACGUUAUAUGGUGCAGUGAGGUUGACUGUUACACUGUUCUUUCCAGCCGCCAUUGAGAAAAUGUCAGAAGCCCUUAUCAGCAUAAAAAGAAUUCAGAAAUUCUUAAUACUUGAUGAAGUAUCCCAUUCCAACAUACAGCUACUGAAGGGAAAAGCUCUAGUCCAUAUUCAAGACUUUACUGGUUAUUGGGAUAAGGCAUCAGAAAUCCCAACUCUCCAAAACCUUUCCUUUACUGUUCGGCCAAGGGAAUUGUUGGCUGUGGUUGGACCUGUGGGAGCUGGCAAAUCUUCUCUGUUAAGUGCUGUGCUUGGUGAACUGCCGAGACAUAAUGGUUUGGUCACUGUAAGAGGAAAAAUUGCCUAUGUUUCUCAGCAACCCUGGGUAUUUUCAGGAACUGUUCGAAGUAAUAUUUUAUUUGGGAAAACCUAUGAAAAGGAAAAAUAUGACAAAGUAAUAAAAGCUUGUGCUCUAAAAAAGGAUUUACAGCUUUUAGAAGAUGGUGACUUAACUGUGAUAGGUGAUCGGGGGACUACACUAAGUGGAGGACAGAAAGCUAGAAUAAAUCUAGCAAGAGCAGUUUAUCAAGAUGCAGAUAUCUAUCUCCUUGAUGAUCCUCUCAGUGCAGUGGAUGCAGAAGUUGGAAGGCAUUUAUUUGAACACUGCAUUUGCCAAACCUUGCAUGAGAAGAUCACCAUUUUGGUUACUCAUCAGUUACAAUACCUCAAAGCUGCAUCCCAGAUUGUGAUACUAAAAGAUGGGAAUGUGAUGGAAAAAGGUACUUACACUGAGUUCCAAAAAUCUGGAAUAGAUUUUGGUUCACUCUUAAAGAAAGAAAAUGAAGAAGUAGAUCAAUCUCAAAUACCAGAAGUUCCCAUCCUGAGGGAUCGCUCCUUCUCAGAGUCUUCUGUGUGGUCCCAACAAUCUUCCAAGCAUUCAUUGAAAGAAGGCCCGGCUGAGCCACUAGCGACUGAGGAUAUACCUGUUGCCCUUCCUGAAGAGCAUCGUACUGAAGGAACAAUAAGUUUUAAGUCCUACCGGAAUUAUUUUGCAGCUGGAGCGAGUUGCUUUAUCAUUGUUUUGCUUGUACUUCUAAACAUUUUGGCACAGGUUGCAUAUAUCCUCCAGGAUUGGUGGCUUUCUUACUGGGCAAAUGAACAGAACAAAUUGAAUGUCACUGUAAAUGGAAUCAAAGGAAAUGAAACCAAGGAGCUAGAUCUUAACUGGUAUUUAGGAAUUUAUGCAGGAUUAACGGCAGCUACAGUUCUCUUUGGAAUAGGAAGAUGUCUUUUGAUGUUCUACGUUCUUGUGACUGCUUCACAAAAUUUACACAACAAAAUGUUUGAAUCCAUUUUGAAAGCACCAAUAUUGUUCUUUGAUAGAAAUCCAAUUGGAAGAAUUUUAAACCGCUUCUCCAAAGACAUUGGCCAUCUGGAUGACUUACUGCCACUAACAUUUCUGGACUUCAUACAGACACUUCUACAAGUAAUUGCUGUGGUAGCUGUGGCUAUAGCUGUGAUCCCAUGGAUUGCAAUCCCUUUAAUUCCUCUUGCUAUUAUUUUCAUUUUUCUUCGACGCUACUUCUUAGAAACUUCAAGAGAUGUGAAACGUCUGGAGUCUACAACUCGGAGCCCAGUAUUUUCCCACUUGUCAUCUUCUCUUCAAGGGCUUUGGACCAUCCGGGCAUACAGAGCUGAGCAAAGAUUCCAGGAAUUAUUUGAUGCUCAUCAGGAUCUUCAUUCAGAGGCUUGGUUCUUAUUUUUGACGACGUCCCGAUGGUUUGCUGUGCGUCUGGACGCCAUCUGUGCCAUCUUUGUUAUAGUCACUGCCUUUGGUUCCCUGAUUCUAGCCCAAACUCUGAAUGCUGGGCAAGUUGGGUUGGCAUUGUCCUAUGCCAUCACUCUCAUGGGAAUGUUUCAGUGGGGAGUUAGACAAAGUGCCGAAGUUGAAAAUAUGAUGAUAUCUGCAGAAAGAGUAAUUGAAUAUACAGAUCUUGAAAAAGAAGCCCCAUGGGAAUCCAAAAAACCACCACCACCAAACUGGCCACACGAAGGAAUGAUCGUCUUUGAUAAUGUUAAUUUCACUUAUAGUUUGGAUGGACCUGUGAUACUGAAGCACUUGACUGCACUCAUUAAAUCAAAAGAAAAAGUUGGAAUUGUGGGACGAACAGGAGCUGGAAAAAGUUCCCUCAUUGCUGCACUUUUUCGACUGUCAGAACCUGAAGGUAAAAUCUGGAUUGAUAAGAUUAUGACAACUGAAAUAGGACUUCAUGAUUUACGGAAGAAGAUGUCAAUUAUACCUCAGGAACCUGUUUUAUUCACUGGAACAAUGAGAAAAAAUUUGGAUCCUUUCAAUGAGUACACAGAUGAAGAAUUGUGGAAUGCCUUGAAAGAGGUACAGCUUAAAGAAGCUAUAGAAGAUCUUCCAGGCAAAAUGGAUACUGAGUUGGCAGAAGCAGGAUCCAAUUUUAGUGUGGGACAAAGACAGUUGGUUUGCCUAGCCCGGGCUAUUCUCAGAAAAAACCGAAUAUUGAUUAUCGAUGAAGCAACAGCCAAUGUGGAUCCAAGGACAGAUGAAUUAAUACAGAAGACAAUUCGUGAGAAGUUUGACCAAUGCACUGUCCUGACCAUUGCACACAGAUUAAACACCAUUAUCGAUAGUGACAAGAUAAUGGUUUUGGAUGCAGGAAGAUUGAAAGAAUAUGAUGAGCCAUAUGUUUUGCUCCAAAAUAAAGAAAGCCUGUUUUAUAAGAUGGUGCAGCAAACAGGCAAGGCUGAAGCCACCGUCCUCACUGAAACAGCAAAACAGGUGUACUUCAGAAGAAAUUAUCCAGAAGUUACUCAAAAUGGUUACGUAGUCACGAACACUUCAAAUGAACAGUCCUCAGGUCUAAUUGUUUUUGAGACAGCACUGUGAACUCAGAAGAAUGAAAAUGUUAUGUCCAGAUCAUUAAACUCUAAUGGGAUCCUCUUAGAACAGAUGGACAACUUUUAACAGUGAUUUUUGCACUAUAUGACUAGAUUGUAUUUUUGUUAUUCUUAACAUAAAAACAUAUUUAUGUACCAUAUGUUGUUUAUACAAAUAUUUUCUAGUUUCAUCAAAUAAUUUUAAGUGCUAAUGAAGCAAGAUUAUUUCUCAUUUUUAUUUAAAGGCUGUUUUUUGAUGUGUUUUUCCCCCUUUGAUUGUUGUGGUUUGUUUUUUAACCAAAUCAAAGGGGACAAGACAUAAAUAAAAGAAGGCAACCAGGUGAUGUGCCCUCACAGACUUCAAACCAAAGCUAAUGUAGGUAUAUAAGGAAUCAUUCGUACUUAGAUAUACUUUUGAACUUUUUAAAAUGCGCAUAUUGUUUUCAAAUAGCAUCAGGGAUUCUAUAACUUGAAUGAUAUGUGAAGUUGCCACUUGAAGUCUCACCUUUUCUCUUUGAUGUUUGUAGGUUAGUAUGUUUUAAAUGUCCCUAUAUAAAGUAGUCCAGAGCGUGGAAGAAAAUGUAACAGAUAUAAUUCAUGCUUUAGAAGCACUUUGGACACAUAUGGCAAAGACAGAAAUUUUAGCUUUAGUUUUGAAGCUCAAGAGGCAAUGUCAAAAUAUUGGGAGAGGCUAGGUUUUUUAAAUAAUUUUUCUUGACAGAAUGAGGGAGACUAAUGUAAGCUUUCUUAAAUUGGGUAUCCACUUAUCUAAUCUCAGAGAACAUAGACAUAUAUUCAUUGUAACCAUUCAUCUUUUAGAUUUAUCUUAACUAUACAGGGAUUAGCAAGGGUGGGGAAACGUUUAUCAGUUUUGCACUGAACACGGUGAAAAUUUUUUAAAAGAUACACACUAAUCCUCAAUUAACUGGAAUGCUUGGGGAAUGAAAAAUGUCCUUAGGACAUGUCAUGGAGAUUAUGUCCUUUAAUGAGUUUUUUCUUACGGUUUUGUCUAUUUUUAGUGAAUGAAUGAAGAAUUCAUAGAGGCUAUGACCGCUGAGCAGAAUAGUUUUCCUGCCCUCUUUUCUUCUGGCCUCCUUACUUGCUGCUCCUAAUUUGAGCUUCCUUUCUCUUUCUUCAUUUGGUCACUUUCCUUUUUUUCUAUCCUUCCUUGUUGAUACUCAGUCCUUUUUCCUUCCCUUUCCACCCCCUCCAUCCCCUAAGAUUACUUAAUUUUGGUCAUCCUUCAGUUAAAGUGCCUUGGACUUCAGGUCUUCUACAGCUCCUUUUACAGCUCCUUUCUUGAGUAUAUUUGCUUUUUGAAUAGGUCUCGUGGUUGUGGAGUCUACAUGUGACUUGUACCAUCACAAAAAAAGUAGUAGCUAGUUGAAGUUCUAAUUAAUUGGGUUCCAAUUAAUCCAAAUUUUUUACUAUAAUAGUAAAAUAUGUUUUCAAGACCUUCUUGAUUUCCUUAAUAUAUAACUUCCCCAAAAUUGCAUAUAAGCUUUUUUUUUUUUAAGGACCUUGGGGAUAUAACUAGAUGGAGCGGACUUUUAUAUAUAUAUACACACACAUACAUCCACAAAAACAUCUAUAUUUUUUAAAAACAGCAAAUUUUGUAGGUAUCUCCACAGAAACCACAGACUUUGUGGCAUUAAGCCUUAAAAGAGUAGACUAUGCAAACAGAUUCAACUAGUAACCACUCAUUGGUUUAGUGUUUAUAGUUUCAAUAUUUAUUUUUAGUCAUGUAAAUAAAACAACAUUAUAGUCAUUCAUUUUUGUUUUGGGUAAAUUGAAAUAGCUAUAAUGUUGAUGACAAUGGUUAAAAACAAUAGAAGGCAUUUAAAAUGUAUCUGUGUUUAUCUUGCGUAUAGAAGGUAACAAGUAGUUACACAAAUAUAUUAUUCUUUCUUGUUUUAGCCUCAUUGUCUUAGCACUUUUUAAAAUGAAACAUUUAAAUAUAAUUGAAAUAAAUUGCAAUUUUAAACUCUAUUGAGUUCCCUAUUUUUUUUUGUAAAAAAAAGUACUAUUUCUUGAGUUUUUUCUCCCUAAAUAUCUUCUUUUUUCUUCCCUCCUCUUUCUUCCUUCCUUCCCUCCUCUUCUUUCCUGUCUUCUCUCCUCUAUUUUUUCCCCUCCCUCUCUUUUUUUCUCUUUUUGUUUCUUUCUUUAUCAUAAAUAUCAUGAGUGUAGAAUGGAUGAGACCUGGCAUCUUAACUGAUAUGAAGAGUGACAGUGAAGAAUUGAGGGUGACUUCUGGAUUAUGAACCUGGAUAACUUAAAAAGCUUAUGGUAUCAGACAGCUAGGUGACACAGUGGACAGAGCAUCAGCCCUGAAGUCAGGAGGACCUGAGUUCAAAUCUGAUCUCAGAUACUUAACACUUCCUAACUGUGUGACCCUGGGCAAGUCACUUAACCCCACUUGCCUCAGCAAAAACAAAAAGCUUAUGGUGUCCUCAACAGAAGUAUUGGCUGAGAAAGAUAAUGAGAUCUUUUUUGAAGUAUAUUUGUGACAAUCACUUAAUAGAAAUCUUAUAGACAGGUGGUAAUAAUGAACUAGAAUUCAGUUUCUUGCUCAUUUUGUUUCUUUUUUUUUUUUUUUUCCUUUGGUAUUUCCUCGUUUUUUACUUUUAUGCUCCUGGGAUAAAGGGAUUGCUGUCCCAAGCUCCUUGUGUAGCUAACUCUGAGCCUUGGCUUUGAGCACAGGGGCCCCUCAUGUUUGCAGGGAAAACAGCCUGGGUUUCCAAAAUUUGCCUUCUGAGUGGGGACUGGAAGCUGCCCCCUCCUGCUGUGCUUCUUUACCGAGCCAGGACUGAGGGUCUUAAUUGCUGAUUUGCUGUGAUUAUGACUUUCUCAGGGGCUUUCCCAGAUUCUGAGCUGGACAAACACACUUUUCUCCCCAAUGAGACUGACCUUUCAUCAAGUUUUUCCAGUCUACCUUGAGCUAGAGAGUUGUUUCAUUCAGCCAGACUCAGUUCAGAGGCUGUUUUAUGUGGCUUUCUAGGGAACCUGAGAGAGCUCAAGCAGCUUCCUGACUUUACUCCUGCAUCAUGUCUCCACCUGGAUUGGGAUCCUGAAAGGUGAGGGUUGAAUUAGAUAGGGAUCUGGAAGUAAUAUUGAGAAGAAAGAUAACUAAAACCUCAGAGUUGAUUGGAUCAUCAAGAAAGUAAAUGUGGAAAUGGAAGAGAAGAGGGUUUAAGACAGUGCUUUGAGGUAUACCCAUACGUAGAAAGGAUUAGCACAUAAAUGUGGCUGCAGUUCAAAGGAAAACCCAAGCCACAAUUAUGUCAUGAAAACUAAGAGAGUAAAGAGGCAGAGAGAAUAGUCAAAUAUCAAAUCCUGCAAAAAUAUCAAGAAGAGUAAAUGACCUUUGGAUUCAGCAAUUAUGAACUCAAUAUCCUUGAAGUGAAGUUUCAAGAGAAUGUGAUAAAGUGGAAAGCCUUAUUGCAACAUAUGAUGAGCUCAGAUAGCUUUUUUCCAGGAAUUUGGCUCUGAAAAGAAAGAGGUGGGACAGUAAUAGUUUGAGAGGAAGAUAGGAUGAAGUGAAAAUGUUAAGGGAAAAGGUCUAAAUAUAUUUUUAAGCAAUUAGAGUGAAUUAAGUGUAGCAAGAUCCUUAAAGAGACCGGAAUAACUAGAAGUACCCAAAGAGUAUACAUUAUCAAAGAGAAUGACCACUAAAAUUAGAGCAAAAGAUGAUAGAGUUGGGGAUGAUUUUAAGUUGAUUUCAUAUGACUUCAGGCCAGAGCAAAUUUAAAUUACAUGAUGUAGCCUGCUGAUAUUCUCCAGCUAACUGUUCUCAGAUGACGAUGUGAAUUUUACCAUAAACUAGUUUCUAUUUGUAUAUUAGUAUAGAUACAAAUAUAAACAUUUCACUUGUGUGCUUUUCUAUAGAU
Antechinus flavipes (yellow-footed antechinus) is the source of this 7993-nucleotide messenger RNA. It is a transcript of the gene ABCC4, whose product is annotated as ATP binding cassette subfamily C member 4. Gene Ontology annotation, cellular component: plasma membrane. Gene Ontology annotation, biological process: transmembrane transport. NCBI's taxonomy places the organism in Eukaryota, Metazoa, Chordata, Mammalia, Dasyuromorphia, Dasyuridae. Gene Ontology annotation, molecular function: ATP hydrolysis activity; ATP binding; ABC-type transporter activity. The record is from RefSeq and is a predicted model, not a curated record.